CCAUAUCUGUCGCUGUCAUAGUAUCCUCCCCACGCGCUUCCCCUCCAUGUAACCCCAUUGAUUGGCCGUCAAGGAAGCGCGUACGACACCGCGUGCGUGGGGUUAUGGUUUCCCAUCUAUGAGAACGCAUGCAGAAGCUAAGAUCAUUAGAUAUCGUCGCCUUGAAACAAAUCCACCCCCUAUAAAACAAGCUUCCUUCACCUCUCUUUCCCAUUAUCAACACACGGUUUUUGCAACAUAGUAACAAAGAAAAAGAUACUCAAAGGAACAACACCUCACAAAAUCAAAAACCAACAUCCCCAAGUGUUUUUAGCUUUGAUAAUGAAAGUGAAUUAUGAUAAUGGUCUCAAUCUCAAGGCAACGGAGCUCCGAUUGGGGUUGCCAGGAAGCGAUGAACCGGAGAAACAAACGACCCCUAGGCCAAACAAGAGAACUAUAUCGGAGAUCAGUAGUUCCGACGUGACAGACGAUGGAAACGAUGAUCAUCAAGACAGUGCUCCUCCUGCAAAGGAACAAGUUGUAGGAUGGCCGCCGAUCAGAUCAUACAGGAAAAACUGCGUACAAGACACAGGGGGGUAUGUAAAAGUGAGCGUUGACGGAGCUGCUUAUCUCAGAAAGAUUGAUCUCAAGAUUUAUAGAAACUACCCUCAACUCCUCGAGGCUUUGGAGAACAUGUUCAAGCUCACCAUUGGAGCCUACACAGAGAGAGAAGGGUACAAUGGAUCUGAAUAUGCUCCCACUUAUGAAGACAAAGAUGGUGACUGGAUGCUUGUUGGAGAUGUUCCCUGGGAAAUGUUCAUCUCAUCCUGCAUGAGGCUGAGAAUCAUGAAAGGAUCAGAAGCCAGGGGCUUGGGCUGUGUAUAAGCCUCCCACAAAGAACAAGGAGAUUUUCUUUGGCUUAGAUCAUCGAAAUCCCACGAGGAAGAUUGAUUUGUUCUUCCCGGGAAGUCAAGGGCUCUUUUUGCUGGAAGAAAGUUUCGGAGAUUAACAAGACGGCCUCCAUUACUUAGAGUAUCUGUACUUUAUAAAUAACAUUCAGCACAAGAACAAAAGGCAGGAAAGCAUGUAGAAAUAUACUUGAGACUUGACUGUACAUAGGAAAUACUAUAGAUUGCUUUACAAUUUUCCCCAGGAAAAGCAUAUGUAACAAUAUGAUUAAAUCAAAGGCAAUAAUUAUUAAGGUCUAA
Messenger RNA from Hibiscus syriacus, 1187 nucleotides. Its product is annotated as auxin-induced protein 22D-like. The transcript has 3 exons. The record is from RefSeq and is a predicted model, not a curated record. Gene Ontology annotation, cellular component: nucleus. Bases 322 to 864 code for a protein of 180 amino acids. Gene Ontology annotation, molecular function: protein binding. Lineage: Eukaryota; Viridiplantae; Streptophyta; Magnoliopsida; Malvales; Malvaceae. Gene Ontology annotation, biological process: regulation of DNA-templated transcription.